Durio zibethinus is the source of this 1304-nucleotide messenger RNA. Its product is annotated as ethylene-responsive transcription factor 2-like. Gene Ontology annotation, molecular function: DNA binding; DNA-binding transcription factor activity. The record is from RefSeq and is a predicted model, not a curated record. Gene Ontology annotation, biological process: regulation of DNA-templated transcription; ethylene-activated signaling pathway. NCBI's taxonomy places the organism in Eukaryota, Viridiplantae, Streptophyta, Magnoliopsida, Malvales, Malvaceae.
UAAAAAUAAUUACAUAAAACAAUUCUCCACAUAUUCAAAAUAUUAACCACGUGUCUUGAAUGAACUUUCAAAGCAACCCAUUCCCUAAGUAUUAUUAUGGAUUAAAAAGAAAAAUGGGGCUACUGAAGUGCAUGUAUCUAGUUUCCCUAUAUAAAGCCCAGUUUCUGUUUAGCACGCAAAGUUUCAGGCUUCUGAACUCCAACAUUGCCUCUCUAAUCUAUUCUUCUUGAUAGCCUGAAAUUUUUAGAUUUCAUUGCAUAAAAAAUUAAUAAUUUUCGUCAUGGAGAUGUACCAAAAUACAAAUGAUUCCGAUUUAGCUAUGCUGGACUCAAUUCGGCGACACUUACUCGGCGAGUCAUCAGACCUGCGACUCACUACUUCCACUGACUGUACCGCCGCUCCCCCCAUGUUUUGCGGAAGCUCAAGCUUUAGCUGCUUGUACCCUUGUUUGACUGAAACCUGGGGUGACCUCCCACUCAAAGAAAACGAUCCUGAAGACAUGCUCGUUUUCGGGUUCCUCCGAGAUGCUCUGACCGUCGGCUGGGCACCAUCCGAUAACUCUUCCACGAAUUUCCCGCCGAUUAAACCGGAACCGCAAGAAAUUUUAAAAGGGACACCGAUGCAAAAAGUGAACUCGGUGCCGGCGACGGUGGUUCCCGUGGUGGUUCCGGCCAGAGGGAAGCAUUAUCGAGGUGUUAGGCGAAGGCCGUGGGGGAAGUUCGCGGCUGAGAUUAGGGACCCGGCUAAAAAUGGGGCUCGGGUUUGGUUAGGUACUUUUGAGACAGCCGAGGAUGCGGCUUUAGCUUAUGAUAGAGCAGCUUUUAGGAUGCGUGGCUCGAGGGCUUUGUUGAAUUUUCCAUUGAGGGUGAAUUCCGGGGAGCCUGAUCCAGUAAGAAUAACCUCAAAGAGAGCGUCACCGGAGCGAUCUUCAUCUUCGUCCUCUAACUCAGAGAAUGGAUCGCCGAAAAGGAGGAGAAAGGUAACCGCCUCGGCUCCGGUCCUGGCUCAAGCGGAAGUUAAGUAUGAAGUUAGAUCUAGUACGGAUGGCGAACAGCUAUUAGUCAGUUAAUGUUGACGUGGCAGUAUAUUAAUGUGGGAUAGACACAUAGCUCUCAGUUUGAGAGAUUGUGUUGGCUUUGUGAAUACAAAGAAUGUGUUACUAUUUCAUUAAAGUUUUGUUGAAUGGGAAUUUUAUUUUGUUUUUUUUUCCCCUAAAAAAAGGUGUCAUAUUUUGCUUGGAAUAGGCACAUUGUAAAGGAAAAUGUGAAUAUUACCAUCAAAUUUUCUCUUUUUAUUUUAUUAAA